Molecule: messenger RNA, 735 nt
Organism: Carassius carassius (crucian carp)
Lineage: Eukaryota; Metazoa; Chordata; Actinopteri; Cypriniformes; Cyprinidae
Product: histone H2B
Exons: 1
Coding region: 210-584 (124 amino acids)
Cellular component (GO): nucleosome
Molecular function (GO): structural constituent of chromatin; protein heterodimerization activity; DNA binding
Source: RefSeq, a predicted model, not a curated record
GCAGUCAGACUUAGAAGCCUGUGAUUGGCUGAUGUGUCUGUCUAGCCCGCCGAUUUUUAACCAAUGAAAUAUGUUUCUUUCGUUCAUUGUGCGAAAAGACCCAAUCAGGGAACAGCAGCCAGCCCUCUUAAAUUAGCAUGAGCGUUCAAUAAAUCCCCAGUACAUGAAUUUAAAUACUUAAUGUGUUGUUUUACUCAUCGUGAACUAACAUGCCUGAACCAGCGAAGUCUGCUCCCAAGAAGGGAUCCAAGAAGGCCGUCACUAAGACCGCCGCUAAAGGAGGAAAGAAGCGCAGAAAGUCCAGGAAGGAGAGCUACGCUAUCUACGUGUACAAAGUGCUGAAGCAGGUUCAUCCUGACACCGGGAUCUCUUCGAAGGCGAUGGGGAUCAUGAACUCUUUCGUAAACGACAUCUUUGAGCGCAUCGCCGGUGAGUCGUCUCGUCUCGCUCACUACAACAAGCGCUCCACCAUCACCUCGAGAGAAAUCCAGACCGCCGUGCGUCUGCUGCUGCCCGGAGAGCUGGCCAAACACGCCGUGUCUGAGGGCACCAAGGCCGUCACCAAGUACACCAGCUCCAAGUAGAGCUCCGAACCGACUCCGAGACACAAAGGCUCUUUUAAGAGCCACCCAUCUCAUCACCUAAAGAGCUUGCACAAUUUUAGUCUGUUUUCCUGGAACUCGAAUGAUCCGAUCUGGCGAAUAAAACGUUAUGCAGGUCCUAUAUCACGAUAGU